UGAUACACAUCACUCUCCUUUCUUCAGAUCUUUGGCCUAUUUUUUUCCUUCUGGCCCUCCCCCCUCCAUGAGCUUCAGAAGAACCCCACAUUCUUUCACAUCUUCAUCAUCAUUUUCUUCUAAAAAUGGUAACAAUCUUUCAUCUCUACUUCAACAAUCCAUUAAUAAGAAUCAAAAACAAAGCAUACCCAAUUCAUAUAAACUCCCAAAUAUUCAAAAAAUUCAAUCUUUUUCAAAAGAGAAUGCAUUAAGUUAUUUUAAUGACAUGAUUAAUUUACACCCAGUUCCCCCAAUUUCUUCAUUUAAUCACUUACUAAAUUGUUUAUCUAAAUCCAGAAACCAUAAAGUUUCAAUCUUUUUGUAUAAAAAGAUGAUAAUAAGCAAUACCCAUGUUCCCAUUUUCCCUAAUUUAAUUUCUUACAAUAUUAUUAUUAAUUGUUAUUGUGAAGUUAAAGAAUUAGGUUUUGCAUUUGGGGUUUUGGGACUAAUUUUGAAAAGGGGUUUUGUUCCUAGUAUUGUUACUUAUAGUUAUUUAAUUAAAGGGUUGUUUUCAAAAAACAAGAUUCUUGAAGGUGUUAAUUUGUUUAAAAAGAUGAUUGCUUUAGGUGUUAGGCCUAAUGUUACGACUUAUGGGACUUUGAUUAGUGAGUUAUGUAAGGCUGGUCAUGUCGAAAACGCGGUUAAGUUUCAUGAAGAUGUUAUGAGUGGUGAGAUUGGUUUAGAAUUUGUUUGUAAACCGAAUUCGGUUUGUUAUAGUAUAUUGAUUGAUAGUCUUUGUAAAGAUGGAUAUGUAAGUAAAGCGAAAGAGCUUUUUAAUGAGAUGAGGAGUAGGAGGAUAUCCCCGGACGUUGUUGCAUAUACUUCUUUGAUUCGUGGUCUGGUUUUUUUAGAUUUAAGUGAGGCUACACGUCUUUUUGUUGAGAUGAUUGACGACGUGAUUAGUCCUAGUUUGAGCACGUUUAAUCUUUUAGUAAGCGUGCUUUGUGAAAAAGGACUGUUAAAUGAAGCAAGUGUGUUGUUUGAUUUGAUGGUACAAAGAGGUGAAAAACUUGAUUGUUUGUGUUAUAACACGUUAAUGAAUGGUUUUUGUUUGGAAGGAAGGAUUGAUGAGGCAAAAGAUUUGUGCAUUCUAAUGGUGAAUAAAGGUAUAGAACCCGAUGUUGAAACUCACAAUGUGCUUAUUAAUGGGUAUGUCAAAAUUAGGAGACCUGAAGAAGCUAUAUGGAUAUAUAAGCAAAUGAUUCGUGAAAAUGUUAAGCCUACUAUUGUUACCUACAACACUUUAUUAACGGGUGUUCUUCAAAAAGGCGAUGUUGUGAGUGCGCAGAAGUUAUUUGAUGAUAUGCCGCUUCAUGAUCUUACUCCAAGUGUUUGUACGUAUAACAUUUUAUUAAAUGGGCUUUGUAAAAAUGAAUGUGUUUUACAGGCCCUAGACUUACUUAGAACUUUAGAAAACAACAGGAUUGAAUUGGGUAUUAGAGCUUAUAAUUCAGUUAUUGAUGGGUUAUGUAAAGAAGGAAGAAUGGUGACUGCCUGGGAUGUAUACUCGAAAUUGUCUUCUAAAGGCUUAAAACCAACUGUGGUAACUUACACGAUUAUGAUACAUGGUUUUUGCAAAAAGGGUCAGUUUAAGCAGGCAGAUGAUUUGUUUUAUGAAAUGAUGGAGAACGGUUGUGCUCCAAAUGCAGUAACGUUUAAUGCAUAUGUGCGAAAAAGUUCGGCUCAUGAUAUGGCACCCAAAAUGAUUGAGCUACUUAAGAAAAUGGUGGAAAAUAAAGUCACCCCUGAUGCAUCCACGGUCUCGUUGGUGGUCGAUUUUCUAUCAGCAGACGAGAAAUAUAGAAACUAUCUAAAUAUGCUGGGCUAAUCACGACAAUAUUGUCAAUUGUCAUAUUAUAUACUCAUGAAUGGAUUGUAAGAAGAUAAACCUUUUCAAGAAGAAAAGCAAACAGAUAAAGUUAUUACUGAAAACUGUCACUCUCACACGUUUGAUUUGAGUAAAUGUAAAGCCGGUUUUCUAUUCAUGCAGGCUGCACAUGGAGCAGCCCAGGAAAUGGAGCAGCGGCAUCAGGGUAUAUGAAGGUGAGAAAUCAGGAAUGGAGCAGCAGCAGGCUAUGUGGUAUAUCAAAGUGGCUGGAAGUGCUGUGCUGAUGCUAUUAAUGCUGUUAUGAAGAUUUAAUUCGGAUCUGUGCUCUAAACCCUAUGAUAUGGGUCAGAUUUCUAAUUAUCUUCAAGAUAAUGAUCGAUACACAUGAAAGUGUUCUCAAGUUUGCUUCAAAGGAAGCAGUAUGGUUUUGCUUAUGAGGUCAAACUGAUCCGUAUUUGACUGAAGUUACAAGCUCUAAACCAAGUUUUCAACAAUGGUGGUGGUGCCAUACAUGAAAGUUUUGACGUAAUCAAUUUUUUUUCCAGCUAACUAAUCAUUCUUUUAAAGAUGUAGAAAACAAUAUCUAAUGUGUAAAAUUUUCUGCUGCACAUCCAAGUAUAUCUCAUAUACUUGUAUAUAUAUAAUUUUUUUGAACGGCA
Molecule: messenger RNA, 2526 nt
Organism: Erigeron canadensis
Lineage: Eukaryota; Viridiplantae; Streptophyta; Magnoliopsida; Asterales; Asteraceae
Product: pentatricopeptide repeat-containing protein At1g62930, chloroplastic-like
Exons: 3
Coding region: 68-1867 (599 amino acids)
Molecular function (GO): protein binding
Source: RefSeq, a predicted model, not a curated record